Rhododendron vialii is the source of this 1152-nucleotide messenger RNA. RefSeq lists its product as uncharacterized. The transcript has a single exon. The coding region runs from base 67 to 867 and encodes 266 amino acids. The record is from RefSeq and is a predicted model, not a curated record. NCBI's taxonomy places the organism in Eukaryota, Viridiplantae, Streptophyta, Magnoliopsida, Ericales, Ericaceae.
UAUUACAGUUACCCUUGUUUUUUUCCCUCUCACUCCCACACACACUAGAGAGAGAGAGAGAGAGAGAUGAAGGGAACGUCCAAAGUGAUUAUGGGGGCAACCCUGGUCAUGUUGGCGAUUCUUGCCACAGUAUUAGGCCUGGUCCUAAUUCUCUUAGCUGAGCUCUACUGCUCCAUGCUACUCCGCCGCCGCCGCAAACCGACCCCAUCCACCACCGCCGCCACCGCCUCCAACACUCCGGCGAACGACUCCUCCUCCUCUCCUUCCCACCCACUUCAAGACCAAAUUUUGUCUCCCAAACCUCUUAGAACCUUCCAUGCACACGGAGUACUCGAUGCUCCAAGAAGCUUUCUCUACCCCGCCGUCGUCCACGGCGAAGAAUACACGGCGGUGGACGUCGAGAAGCAGCAACACACCCAACAACCACCCGCUGCCGCCGCAUGGUCGCCGCCACUCUCUCCUCCCUUCAUCAUCUCAUUGACCCCACCAAACCCAGUUGACAAAAUUAAUCUAAUGUAUGAUGAGGAUGGGGGACAGCAUCUGGUUUACAUAUGUAAUCCAAUUUAUGAUGAGGACGGGGGCAGGGGAAGCAGGUUGGAUACCCCAUUCGAGACACCAGACACGUCGCCUUCGCGGUUGGGAGACGAGGGGUUUCCCGGCGAAGGAUCUUCGCUGGCGUCGUCCAGUCCCGAUUCGUGGGUUGUGGGCGUUGUGGCAAGCACGCCUCCGUUGUCGCCGAUGAAGAAGCUUCCGGCGGAGGGGUGUUCCGUUUCUUUGAAAGAUGCUCGUUCGUUGGCCACUUCUAGCGAUUCUAACAGCAAUAGUGACUCAUCUUCAGCUUCUCCAUGUACUUCUCCUUCCUGGUGAUUUCCUCUGGGUUUCGCAGGGUUUAGUGUUUCUUGUCUUUUUCCUCUUUUAGAAAGCCUAUUCUGACACGAAUGUGUCUGGAACUAUCUAAUGCAUGUGAACCGUAAAAUAUUAAGGAAUCCACAUGGAUCGAACAAUUUCCGAUACAGAUGUAUCCAGAAUUAUGCACGUUUAUUUGUGCAUGUAAGGUUGCUCUUCUUUUUCUUUUGUUUUGAGAUGACUUCUGUCUGGUUUGUUGGAUGGUAAUUGUUGUUUGACAACAGUUAUAUGAUUCGAUCAUUUUGU